AUGGGACUCAACAAGAACGACUCGAUCUUGAUCGUUGGAGCGGGAGUCUUCGGGCUCUCAACUGCCCUGGAGCUCGCUCGUCGAGGGUACAUCAACAUCACCGUUCUGGACCGCUACGCUCCACCGGUCCCAGACGGCAGCAGUGUCGACAUCUCACGCAUCAUCCGAAUCGACUAUGCCGACCCUCUAUACGCAAAGAUGGCCCGUGAGGCAUACACGGGUUGGAACGCCGAGUAUAAAGAUUUCUUCGAUGCGUCCGGCUACGCCAUCCUCUCGGAAGCCCCGGGACAUCCGUACAUCGAGAAAUCGAAACAGAUCAUCCAGCAAGCCGGCGGGAAAGUCGAUGUGUUCAACAAUAUCGACGCACUGAAGACAAUCCGCCCAGCUGUCCAAGCCCACUUUGCCUCUGCCCAUGGCUACCACAACCCCAUCGGCGGCUGGGCCAACGCCGAAGGCGCCAUCCAACAUCUGGCAGCGCAGUGCAGCGCCGCAGGCAUCUCCUUCAUCACCGGACCUCGCGGUACCGUCCAGUCCCUCCGCAUGUCCGGGGACCGCGUCACCGGGGUAAACAUUACCAAUGGCUCGCACAUCUCCGCAUCCCACGUCAUCCUCAGCACGGGCGCCUGGUCUCCUCGUCUGCUUGACCUCUCCCACGCCGCCUCUGCGUCCGGCCAGCCCGUCGGCUUCAUCCAACUCACUCCAGAAGAGGCUACCGCAUUGCAAAAGUCUCCCGUAAUUGUCAACCUGACGAACGGCGUCUUCGCCUUCCCGCCAACCCCGGGAUCUAAUAUCCUCAAACUGGCCCGCCAUGGCUUCGGGUUCGCGACGGCUCAGAAGUCCCAGGUCACAGGGUCGAUCGUGUCUGGGCCCAAGAGAGACGAAAGUAAUGCGGCGACGGGGUACUUGCCGCAGGAUGCUGAUCAGGGGCUGAGGGACGGACUGAGGCAGUUGUUUCCUGCCCUGGGGGAUCGUCCGUGGUUGGAUCGGAGAAUGUGUUGGUAUACGGAUACGCCGAAGGGUGAUUUCAUUGUCGACUGGCAUCCACGCUUCGAGGGGCUGUUUGUGGCGAGUGGUGGGGCUGGACAUGCGUUCAAGUUUCUGCCCGUGUUAGGGAAAUAUGUGGCGGAUUGUGUGGAAGGAAAGGCGGAGGCGGCGUUGAGGGAGAAGUGGAGGUUGACGAUGCCUAAGGGGACAGGCAUGGAGGAGGUCAAUAUGGCUGGGGAUGGGAGUCGAGGGGGACCUCCGCUGAGGAGAUUGAGUAUGCUGGAGCAAGCGAAGCUGUGA
Messenger RNA from Aspergillus steynii IBT 23096, 1284 nucleotides. Its product is annotated as NAD(P)/FAD-dependent oxidoreductase. Lineage: Eukaryota; Fungi; Ascomycota; Eurotiomycetes; Eurotiales; Aspergillaceae. The transcript is spliced from 2 exons. Gene Ontology annotation, molecular function: flavin adenine dinucleotide binding; L-pipecolate oxidase activity; sarcosine oxidase activity. The coding region runs from base 1 to 1284 and encodes 427 amino acids. The record is from RefSeq and is a predicted model, not a curated record.